Anolis sagrei ordinatus is the source of this 1634-nucleotide messenger RNA. It is a transcript of the gene FBXO8, whose product is annotated as F-box protein 8. Gene Ontology annotation, molecular function: guanyl-nucleotide exchange factor activity; protein binding. Lineage: Eukaryota; Metazoa; Chordata; Lepidosauria; Squamata; Anolidae. Gene Ontology annotation, biological process: regulation of ARF protein signal transduction. The record is from RefSeq and is a predicted model, not a curated record.
ACGAGGAGGGGAGCGUCACUUCCGGUAACAACAUACACGGCAACCUCAAGAGCUCCAGCAGGGAACUUCCACCUUUGGCCGCUCGCGGUUUGGGGCGGGGACACGAGCGCUUCGCCAGGGCUUCGCAUCUCCCCAGACCCUCCUUGUCAAGCUUGGGCACUGACUGGCACAGCACUCGUCGCGGCGGCGGUUGGGACUCAAUUUCGGACAGGCUUGCAGAUGGGUCAAGGGCUGUGGAGAGUAGCCAGGAACCAACAGUUACAACACCAGGGAUAUGCAGGACAAAGUUAUCUUUCUAGAGAGCAUGGUAGAAGGAUAGCCGCUAAUAAUGUUUCAAACACAAAUCAUCGGAAGCAUGCCCAAGGAGGCAUUGACAUUUACCAUCUGCUAAAAGCUCGGAAAUCAAAAGAACAAGAAGGGUUCAUCAACCUGGAAAUGUUGCCUCCUGAGCUUAGCUUUACCAUUUUGUCAUACCUGAACGCAACAGACCUCUGCCUAGCUUCAUGUGUCUGGCAGGAUCUCGCUAAUGAUGAGCUACUGUGGCAAGGAUUGUGCAAAUCCACUUGGGGUCACUGUUCCAUAUACAAUAAGAAUCCACCUCUUGGAUUUUCUUUUAGAAAACUGUAUAUGCAGUUGGAUGAAGGCAGUCUUACUUUUAAUGCGAAUCCUGAGGAGGGAGUAAACUACUUCAUGUCCAAGGGAAUACUGGAUGAUUCACCAAAGGAAAUAGCAAGGUUUAUCUUCUGUACAAGAACACUCAAUUGGAAGAAACUGAGGAUCUAUCUUGAUGAAAGGCGAGAUGUAUUAGAUGACCUUGUGACACUACAUAACUUCAGAAAUCAGUUCUUGCCAAAUGCACUAAGAGAGUUUUUCAAACACAUUCAUGCCCCAGAGGAGCGUGGCGAAUAUCUUGAAACUCUUAUUACAAAGUUCUCGCACAGAUUUUGUGCUUGCAAUCCUGAUUUGAUGAGAGAUCUUGGCCUUAGCCCAGAUGCUGUCUAUGUCCUAUGCUACUCAUUGAUCCUGCUUUCCAUUGAUCUUACCAGCCCUCAUGUGAAGAAUAAAAUGUCUAAGAGAGAAUUUAUCCGAAAUACUCGCCGUGCUGCUCAGAACAUUAGCGAAGAUUUUGUUGGACACCUUUAUGACAAUAUCUACCUUAUAGGCCACGUUGCUGCCUAAAAAGCACACUUUGCUUGGACUUACAGUUUAUUGCUUAAAAGAAAUUAGUUCCCCACAGAGUUCUCUUUUUUGUAGAUAUGGGGGUUAUAUUAGUGCUGGUCAUUCUAACCUCUUUCUGCAAUCAAAAUGUAUGCAGAUAACUUUUUUAGCAACUUACCAUGGGAACUAAGGAAAUUUUUGCAGAUUUUUUAAAUAAGAAAUUUGCUUACAGUUUGCACAAAAUAUUACCAUUAGUCUGACACAUUACUUUAUCCAAACAUUAAAGUGACAUUUUGAUUUUCAACUGACAAGAUGGAGGACUUGUGCAAUAGAUUUGCUUGAAAACUUUAACCUGUUCUUUCAUUUUUUUAAAAAAAAAAUACCAUGUAAUGUGUACAUAUUUAACUAAAGAGAUUUAUAACCAUAAUUAUUUUAUUGUAAAAUAUUUUAACUAAAGUUUUCCUUGUUUCUCUCUA